AUGCGUCUUGCCAGCUCGCUUGGGCUUUUUACAAGCCUCGUUGCUGCAGUCCCUGGGCUUGAUGUCGGGGCCGGCGUUGAAGGGUUACUUACGGUUGAUCUCAACCUGUUUCCGGACUCCGUUCUGGCCGCCCGAUGUGACGAGUGUUGCCCAACGACGAUAAGAACAGUCAUCUCGAAAAUUUAUUGUGACCCUCCCUACACAAACGGGUAUGAAUCUACUGGGGGCACAAACACUGAACAGAUCCCAAAACUCAAGGGACGGACGUACGGCUGUAGGACAACAACAGUAACUUCCUGGGCUACGACCACGGCUACCAAGACAGUUACUGGGAUUGAGUCCGUUGUUACCACAAAAACGGUCCCGCAGGAGACGACCAUUCACGACACGCAGACUGUAGUCGACUCGACUACAAUAUGGGUGCCCACAACUUACACGGAGACCAAAACGGUCGUUAGCGAGCACCCAGUCACUCUGACUGUCGACAACACCAAGUACACUACAAAAUCCACCACCAUAGUUACAACAUUUGUGUCGACGGUGAUAACAAGCUUCCCUGUUGUGACCACGCUCACACAACCAGGUCAAACUAUAACGGCUCCCGGCCAGACAAUAACGGCUCCCGGCCAGACCGUAACAGCUCCUGGCCAGACCGUAACAGCUCCCGGCCACGAUGUAACUCAAACCCUCACAGGACCAACAGUCACGGCUCCCGGCCAGACAAGCACAAUCACUCUUCCCGGCGUAACCAAAACCUUGCCAGCAAGCACGAUUGUGACAACACAGAUAAAGACGUUACCCCCAACAACGAUCCACGUCACCGACGAGCAAGAAACAAAGACAAUCACUCGGCCAGGAUACACAGUAAUAGAGACCAGCACACUUACCCUCCCUCCCACAACAAUCGAAAAGCCAGCCACCACUGUCACCGUGACCCCCGUGUUUGACGUCACCCUUUGCCCGACCCCCACAGGAGUCUCAGCACCGUUAGACGCAAAGUCAGACCUUACAUUUGGUUGCGAGCCUGGCUAUGUCUGCAACCCUCCUAAGCCAAAUGGAUGCAAUCUGUGGCCCAAACCUCCAUCCGACGAUUUUCUUUGCGAUUCAAAUGACUGUAUUCCCUCGCCGCCUUUCGCAAAGGUCGAAUGGCAAGGAUGCGAAACCAGCUAUUACCCACCCUCGUAUGGCUACUUCAACCUCAACCCCGAAGCAUUCGGUCUUUCGUACGACAUCUUCGAAUAUCAAGUCAUCAACGAGACGAGAAAUGGACACCCUUCCCUGAUCACAACAGGGAACUGGGGCUCGCAGUCAUCGCUGACUGCCUGGCCUAAACCAUCCCCGCCGGCCUUGCAUGGCGGAAUGCGCAAGCGUAUCAACGACUAUAAAACAUGUCACAAGUCCAAGAGAGAUGUUCCUGUUCCAUCCAUAUGUUUUGAUGUUUGCAAUUACGCCUACCUCAUUGCUCUAGGUACUGGCAAAAGCGACAGUCUGUGUGGUGGCAAUUCAAAAUUCAGGGAGGCCUACGACUCCUGCAGCAAUUGUAUAAAGGACAAUGCCAAUAGCAAUUCUACCUCUACUGGAGAAGCACCAAAGCCGGAAUUCGAGCAAUUUCUUAAUUUCUGCAGUGGUACCAAGGCUGAGAAGCCCCCAACUGCUUCACCUACAACUCCCGAGCAGCUUGUUACCCAGCAGCCUACUAUCAGAACCAGCACGCAAGUUGACGUAAGCCAUCCGACAUUCACGCCAAUUCCCUCCAGUGAGAAUAUCGCCUCAUCUGCUCCGUCGACGCCGAGCCCUACCAGUUCCGUAGGCUCUACCAAUUCCGCUGGCUCUACUCCAGCCAGCCAUGCAUCUUCAUCGCAGACGACUCACUCGGCUCCCCCAUCUUCUGGACAGAGUUCGCCCAUCUCUACACCUCAGGGAUCUUCUACAAGUGCAAGGUCUGGUGCUCAGAAACAUGGAACUUCCACCGGAGGAGAGACGUACUCGCCCACUGCCACCCACCGCACUGCCGUUGGUACUACCGGCGGCAGCGGUAGCAGUUCCAGUAGGCUCAGCAACACUGUCGUCGAAAGCAGUCUUGGCUUCGCCUCCGCCUCCGCCUCCGCAUCUGCAUCUGCAUCUGCAUCUACCUCCGCCCCAGCCUCUGCCUCUGCCUCUGGCCCGAGCUCGAAGAUUGGCCAUGGUAGUGGUACAAACCCAGGCUCGAGCGAAAGCACCAGCAAUGCCAAUGCUGGCAACGGCGGAAGCGGUCAGCCCAGCGGAAGCGGUCAACCCGGCGCCACGACAGAAGGUACACCUGGAAAUCCCCCAACAUCGACGCCCCCGGUCGUUACAGCCGCUGCCUCUCAUCUUUCUAGUCUCUUCUACUCUGCUGGAGCAAUUCUUGUUUCAUCGGUACUGAUCAUGAUGUUUUAA
Molecule: messenger RNA, 2418 nt
Organism: Metarhizium robertsii ARSEF 23
Lineage: Eukaryota; Fungi; Ascomycota; Sordariomycetes; Hypocreales; Clavicipitaceae
Product: glycoprotein X
Exons: 2
Coding region: 1-2418 (805 amino acids)
Source: RefSeq, a predicted model, not a curated record